Frankliniella occidentalis (western flower thrips) is the source of this 1762-nucleotide messenger RNA. RefSeq lists its product as uncharacterized. The record is from RefSeq and is a predicted model, not a curated record. The transcript is spliced from 7 exons. Gene Ontology annotation, cellular component: trans-Golgi network. NCBI's taxonomy places the organism in Eukaryota, Metazoa, Arthropoda, Insecta, Thysanoptera, Thripidae. The coding region runs from base 383 to 1165 and encodes 260 amino acids.
GUCUAGUCUCUCCUACCCCUUCGGCCCUCGACAGCACUAUAGAAGAGAACACGACAGUAUCGUUUGCAAAUACCCGACGGCUCAUUUCUUUAAUGUUUUUCUUAAGAAGAAAAAAACAAUCACGUAGUGUGCUGUAGUGUAUCUCAGAGAGAUCAUGGGAUUUCGAUCGACCAUGGGACGAUGUUUUCAGCUGUUGCCUCCGUGCUGUUGCGUUGGUAUGCGUUUGUCGGUGUUGUCGGAAUCGGAAUGUCGGAGCGACUUUUAAAAUGUACUCUGGACUGUAUACUGCUUGUUCAGAAAGGGCCGCUUGAUGCUUCAUGGACGAGAAUUUAACUGACCUAGCAGAUUUCAGAAAUACUCCCUUUACCUUAUUUUUGAGAAAAUGCCAAUCUUAAAUAAAAUGUCAUGGAGUUUGUCAACUGCGUUCGUAGUUCUUGUUGUGAUGGAAAUCCAAUCUCCGGUAACCUCACUCAAACAUAAAAAUGUGAUUUGCGAUAAGUUAGAAGAGUGCACCUGUGGGUUCCCCACGGGCGAGGGCGUCAAUUUGACCGCUCUGACGAACAGUACUUUAAAAUUGAAUGACACUGAUAGUAAAGUGGUUUUCUACUUUAACCCUUGUACAGAUGCUCUGUCGCCAUGUCCAAAUAAUUCAGUGAUAUGCAUGGUUGAUGAUAACAAUACUGUGUUGGACUUAGGAUCAAAAGGUGGAGCUUCGUUCACAUCUCAAGGUGUUUAUGGUCCUGUGUUUAUGAACUAUGAGAAAGAGGACAUAGCAACAGAAAUUCAGCUAGACUGUGUGGAUAAGGUAGAGUCCACGCUUUCAUUCAAUGAAAAUUACAACAGAUUUGAGCCCAUUCUUGAAGUAAAAUAUCAUUUACUGCUGCAGUCUCCAGAAGCCUGCUUCAGGCCUGUUGAAGAAUACUACUCAACAAAUGUUGUGAGAGAAGGCAUUUCAUCUGGUGCACUGUUUCUCAUAGUUGUGCUUGUGUUAUGGCUUGCGUAUAUGAUUGUUGGAGCAGCAGCUAACCACUUUAUUAGUGGAGCUACUGGGUUUGAGAUGAUUCCAAACUACGAGUUCUGGAGAAGCCUCCCCGAUAAGCUCGCCGAUGGUGCUAAAUUUGUGGCUAAUGGAUGCCGACCACCUCCAAGCUAUGAACAAAUCUGAAUUGUGCUUCACGCUGCCCUCAUGGAGAGUUGGUUUCUUCAAUUUUGGUUUCUCUUCUUAGAUUAUGGUAUUCUGUAAUCAUUUGCAAAUUUAUUCAAAUCAGAAGAGUUUAAAGAAAAGCUCUCCAAUAUUAUACAGCACGAACGAAUCUCUACAAUAAUGGUAUUUGUCAAAAUUGACUACUUAAAAAUCCCUGGAGUUUUUCUAGUCAGAUUUAAAUCUCAGUGUGCCACCUUAAAUUUGUUAAAAAAAAAUAAGUGUUUUGGUGUAAAUAGUCUUAUUUUUUUCUUUCAAAUUGAUGACAAAUCAAGCCAUCUAAAAAUUGUGAUAAGAAAUGGUCCAAGAUUACUUGUAAAUAUGUAUUUUGAAUAACUUGUGAUACCUUAGUCUUCUGUUAGUGUACCUUGAUUCACUGUUAUGUUUGCCAUCCAUUUUGAAAAAUCGUUUUUGUUUUAAUUGAAAUAUCAAUUUUGUCCUCAUUAUAAGACUGUUCUGAAUGCAAUGAAUAUUUUUCUUACUUCUUAAUUGCUGUAAAGAGUGCACUGUGUGGUCAUUGUAAUAUAAUAUAAAUAUAUGUAUAUAUAUUUCUCUUUAUCA